AUGGCUACAUCAAUGCAGCCCGGCAAGUACACGGGCUUGGUUGCCGACUUGAUGCCCAACAUCCGGGCGAUGCGAUACUCUGGACUGUUCAUGCACAACUUUACUGGCGGGAGCAUCUUUUUCAAGAGGGUUUACUCAUCCGUUCACCUGGUGUUGAUCGUCAUGCACAUAGGAUUCAUCCUGGUCAAUCUGGCGCUGAAUGCCGAAGAGGUCAACGAGCUGUCCGGCAAUACGAUAACCACUCUAUUCUUUACGCAUUGCAUUGUGAAGUUCGUCUACCUGGCCGUGAAUCAAAAGAACUUUUACAGGACCUUGAACAUCUGGAACCAGGCCAACACGCAUCCCCUAUUCGCGGAAUCGGAUGCCCGCUACCAUUCCAUAGCCUUGGCCAAGAUGCGCAAGCUCUUCUUUCUGGUCAUGCUGACUACGUUCGCUUCGGCCACGGCCUGGACCACGAUCACCUUCUUUGGGGACAGUGUGAAAUUCGCAGUCGACAAGGAGACGAACUCUAGCAUCACCGUCGAGAUACCCAGGCUGCCCAUCAAGGCCUUCUAUCCGUGGGAUGCCAGCCACGGCAUGUUCUAUAUGAUCAGCUUUGUUCUGCAGGUCUACUACGUGCUCUUCUCCAUGGUGCACUCGAAUUUGUGCGACGUCAUGUUCUGCUCCUGGCUGAUUUUCGCCUGCGAGCAACUGCAGCACCUGAAGGGCAUCAUGAAGCCACUCAUGGAGCUGUCCGCCUCCCUCGACACCUACAGACCCAAUUCGGCGGCGCUGUUUAGAUCGCUCUCGGCCAACUCCAAGUCUGAGCUGAUACACAACGAGGAGAAGGAGCCCGUCACCGACAUGGACAUGACGGGCAUCUAUAGCUCUAAGGCGGACUGGGGAGCACAGUUUCGAGCGCCAUCCACGCUGCAGUCCUUCAAUGCGGGGGGAAACGGCAACGGCAACGGCAUGGCCAAUAAUCCCAAUGGACUCACCAAAAAGCAGGAAAUGAUGGUGCGCAGUGCCAUCAAGUAUUGGGUGGAGCGUCACAAGCACGUCGUCCGUUUGGUGGCUGCCAUUGGAGAUACGUACGGAGCAGCCCUUCUGUUGCACAUGCUUGUUUCGACCAUCAUGCUCACCUUGCUCGCUUACCAGGCAACCAAGAUCAAUGGCGUCAAUGUGUAUGCGUUUACGGUAGUUGGCUAUUUGGGCUACGCACUGGCUCAGGUGUUUCACUUCUGCAUUUUUGGCAACCGGCUGAUUGAAGAGAGCUCAUCUGUGAUGGAGGCUGCCUACUCUUGCCAUUGGUACGACGGCUCGGAGGAGGCCAAAACUUUCGUGCAGAUCGUUUGCCAGCAGUGCCAAAAGGCUAUGAGCAUAUCUGGUGCAAAGUUCUUUACCGUCUCGCUGGAUUUGUUUGCCUCGGUGCUCGGUGCGGUGGUCACCUACUUCAUGGUGCUGGUGCAACUCAAGUGAGCUAUGCUCCAUCUGAUGAAAUUUUAUUGCUUGUUGUCCGAGUCAACAAAUUGUGUCAAAGUUUAUAUCUAACGAUAGCUGCGAAGCUACGAGGCUACAAUUACGCAUACCUUUAUUAAGGUGCAUCCUCGCCACCCCGACCAACACCGGCUCGACAGAUAAUUGCAAUUACCUAUCGAAUAUCAGCAGCGCAAGUCUUAGUUUUAUACUGCUAGCGAAGCACCUCUUCUACCCAUAUUUUUCACUUUUAUUAAUUAUUGUAAUGAAAGCAAUAGACGCAAUC
Molecule: messenger RNA, 1741 nt
Organism: Drosophila arizonae
Lineage: Eukaryota; Metazoa; Arthropoda; Insecta; Diptera; Drosophilidae
Gene: Orco
Product: odorant receptor co-receptor
Biological process (GO): detection of chemical stimulus involved in sensory perception of smell; sensory perception of smell
Cellular component (GO): plasma membrane
Molecular function (GO): olfactory receptor activity; odorant binding
Source: RefSeq, a predicted model, not a curated record